UCUGAUAUCUCUGCAUCAUACGCGACACGACGCUCGCUCGUCUAUAGAGAAUUACUCUAAUAAAGGGAGUUCCCACUAUCGCACUAUAGUGCUUCGGGGUAGCGCGCAUGCACCAGUUGGAGGGGCAAGAGCCACGCACGCAACACAGCCCGACCAGAGGGUGCCCAUCAUUUUAUCAGUGAGCGAAGCUAGGCGUUCGAAGCAGAUAGCCAAGAUGAGCAAGCGACUGGAGACCGUCGCCACGAUGACCUGCAUGAAAACCUUACUGAUGCUCUUCAACUUCAUCUUCUGGGCGUGCGGAGUGAUAAUACUGUGCGUCGGCAUAUGGAUGCGCAUCCAGUUGCGAAACUACGUGAACCUGAGCGCGGAGGGUAGCGGCGCGGCUCUCCUGGCACUCUCGAGCCUAGGCGCGGUGCUGGCACUCGCGGCGACGCUCGCGUGUUGCUGCACCGCGCGCGGCCACCCGGCUCUACUGUAUCUGUACGGUGCGUUCUUAGCCGUCGUGGCAUUGCUGGAGCUUGGUGCGGGCGCAUCGAUUUACGCUUAUCGUACGACUCUGAACGAAGGAUUCGAUCAAACUCUGAACGAAAGCAUGGCAGCCUACGGACAGGAUCGCUCCAAGAGCAACCAUAUCGACACUAUGCAGUCGACCUUGGAUUGUUGCGGUAAUCGCGGGUACGCUGAUUGGCUUCAUAUGCAUCCAGCACAGAAGAUUCCUAUGUCUUGCUGCAAAGUGCCUGAUAAAUGCGAUCCAACUAAGUUCGAUCAAAUCUAUACUGAGGGAUGUUAUAAUCGCGUGUUGGACUUAUUGAACGCCCACAUUGGUCUGGUAGCCAGCAUGGCGAUCGGCGCGGCCUUUUUCCCGCUGGUGGGCGUCUUCUUGUCUUGUUGCUUGGCCAGCAACAUCAACAAGGCUGAGUAUGAGCAGGUUGCUUAGGCUUGGUCCUCGCGCAAGCAGCAACGGCAGUCUUAUCAGAAAAGAAAACGUCGCUAGCGACAACCUGCAAAUAUAUACGAAUUUAACGGAAAAUAAUCGAGGCAGCCGGCCAUUUUGCCACUUGAAUUUUCAUUAAAGGCCUCAAUGGUGAAAUCUCGUAAAGCGCAUCAUGAUUAAAACGGACUUUACGAAUUAUAGAUUUGGGUCCCUCCCGCGUUGAUUCCUUCGAUCUUCACUUAAACAUUCGUGAUUAAUCAAAAUUUACACUCGUAUUUUAGUCCUUUCGAACAAAACUGGUUUAAGUUAAUAAUUUUUUUUUUUAUAUAUAUUUACUUGAUACUCGUUACAGAUUACAAUUCUUUGGUGCGCUUUGAUCUCAUAUGAGAAUAUGUUUGAAUGUAUUUUAAAUGACAUUUAAAGAUAAUACUAGUCUUGAUCUCACGGGAUCCGCGAUAUUUCGACAGAAUUGCGGAAAAUGUGAAAUUGCGAGCACAGCUCUCGUUUAAAAACUACUAAAAAAAAAAAAAGAAAUCCGAAGGUGAUGAAGAAGUAUAUUUCACAGUUCAUAAAAAAUUUUUGAAAAAUUAGUAAGCAUAGCUAUUUCGAUUACUAGAUGGAAUUGAAUAAUGACGACGUAUUUCCUUGCACAAAAGGGUCAAACCAUGUUGCAAAACGCGAAGGUACAACUGGCAAUCUUAUGAACCGUUAGUAACGUGAUUGCUACUACUUUCGGAAGAAGCGUUUAAUCGCGUCUACUAUUGUACACCGAACUGAACGAAACUCGAUCGCAAUAUCGGGUUUUAAAACUCUGCAAAAGUCAAACGAUCAAGCAUCACGGAAGUAGAAUGGCUAGAAAUAUACAACUGUAUCGAUAGUACGGUUUGUUAUUUCGAUCGAAUCGUAACAUGUAGGAUUCGCCGUAGAGCGACAAGUUUAUUUAACAAAUGCCUAUUUUUAUGGCGACAUGAUGAUAUAUGCAAAGAUAGAAUGUAUACUGCUAUAUUUUCAAGUGUCCUACGAAUCUCUCUUGGGACUUGUAAGUAACUUCUUCCACGCGAAUCUUAGUCUCUUCACGAGCCUUUGAAAUUCCUGAUCCUCCAUUCUUCUUAGAUCUUCCACGCAUCCUUCUGCGAUUCCCAAGUUCUUGCAUACGUAUUCAUAUUCCACGGGCUUUAACGAGCCAUGUACAUUCUGUGCAUGACUUUAUGUAACGUCUUGUCUUUAAAUACCUAAUCACACUUUACCGCGCAUUCUGUGUGAAAUGCGGCGGUAUUUCUUGUGUCACGUACGUUGGAAUCUAGAAUCUAUAUCGGAUAAACGAGAAACUUACAUAUAGACAACAAUAACAUUCUAGAGAAACAUACACAGUGAAAAUAAAACUCUGUUUCAAGUUAUUAUCGAGGAAAGCUAAUGAAGCAAAUUGUUAUCGCAUAACACACGGCAAAGCAAGAUAUUUGCAUGCAUUCGUUAACUUUGAUCUCAGAAUCAAUUUAAACUCGCGACUUUAGCAGUUCUUUGCAUUCAGUUUAAGUCUCUUCAUUCUUUACCACGUUUUCCUAGACUUCUUUCUACAAUGUUUCAUAGAUUUCUGUAUAGCCUAGAAUAUUUUCUACCAACUCGCGCUUCUCCCUUUGUUUAUCAGUCAUGUCGACAGCCGCCGAGACGCAACGCAUGUGCAACGUCUUUAUCGAACAAAACAAAAUGAAAGUUUACGUUUAUCUUGAGACCGCCGACGAUUGCGCGCACAAACGUGUGGAAUUUACUUCUUGUUUCGUGACGUAUCGUAAUUCAUCACGAUCGCUCGUCAUAUGUCGUAACAGCGGAAUUUAACCAGACUAAUCGGUACAUCGCGAGAUGUAACAAAAUUCUUACUGUAUAUACAUUUAAGUUCUUUUUCGAAAACAUACAUUUUUGAAAUAAUAUAUAAAUUAUCGCAAUAUACCGUUAAAUAUUCCAUUAUCGCCAUGUUUUCCCGUAUAAUCUUUAUCGAAGUUGAUAUUUGUAUAACACAGUUGCUCUGUUACACUGUGGCUCCAUAUUAUAUUACAUAUAAGUUUUGCAUGUAAGAUACAAAAAAUACCUUAUGGAAUAUAUUUAUUAUAUACAUAUAUAUAUAUAUAUAUAUAUAUAUAUAUAUAUAUAUAUAUACAAAUCUAUAUAUUCAUGUACAGAAUGAGACACUUAACUCGUUUGUUUCCGCGAAUUUUUCAAUUUAACAUCUUUCUAACAUCUUAAGAAGAAAUACUAGAGAUUUCUGACAAAAAGUGUUUAACUUUAAAAAAAUCAGAUAAUGAUAAGAACGGUUCUAUUUUGUUAUUUUGCAUCGUGGUAAUAACAAAGCGAUCUUUAUCAUAUAUAUCAUGUAUAAGGCUGAUGACCAUAAAAGUAUCUUUUGUGACGAUUAACAUUAGCACAAAUGCCAAAUAAAAAGGGGAUUAAACGAUGACGGACGAGUUAAGUGGUCGAUUUGGCGUUAUAAUAUUAUAAUAUUAUGAAAAAUAUUACAUUAAAACUCUAUUACAUUAUACUUCAUCGUGUUAUGUGGACUUAAUCCAUUGAUGGUAUGUAAAACAGAAGUCUAAUGGAAGUCUCAUUUACAGAUAUUCCCGAAAUUAUAAUAUUACUUAUCCCGCAAUAUCGUAAAUACUGUGCAAACCACCGUGUAUUAAAUCGAUAUUGAAUUAUUGAUGUCACGGCUUUAUGUACUGUCUA
Molecule: messenger RNA, 3649 nt
Organism: Odontomachus brunneus
Lineage: Eukaryota; Metazoa; Arthropoda; Insecta; Hymenoptera; Formicidae
Product: tetraspanin-7-like
Exons: 6
Coding region: 215-937 (240 amino acids)
Cellular component (GO): membrane
Source: RefSeq, a predicted model, not a curated record